Molecule: messenger RNA, 2304 nt
Organism: Striga hermonthica
Lineage: Eukaryota; Viridiplantae; Streptophyta; Magnoliopsida; Lamiales; Orobanchaceae
Source: the annotation of a GenBank genome assembly
AUGGCCACCGUUGAAGAGCAAGUUGUCCCGAUCGUGCCUGCGGCGGAGCCGCUCACAGCCGAGGAUCCGGCGACCAAGGAAGCACCGGCGCCGGAGGCGAAUGAGAAGAAACUUCCUGCUCGGAAGAAGCGCACCGCCCCCACCCACCCUCCGUACUUCGAGAUGAUUAAGGAUGCGAUCGUGACGCUGAAGGACCGCACGGGUUCCAGCCAGCCCGCCAUCGCGAAGUUCAUUGAGGAGAAACAGAAGAACCUUCCGGCCAAUUUCAGGAAGGUCCUGCUCCUCCAGCUGAAGAAGCUCGUGGCCAGCGACAAGCUCGUGAAGGUGAAGAGCUCCUUCAAGCUUCCGGCCGCUCGCUCGGCCAAGCCAUCCUCGCCGGUGAAGAAGACGAAGAAGUCCGUUUCUGUUUCCGCCCUGAAACCGAAGGCCAAAGCUGCCGGUACCAAGGAGAAGAAGACGGCUGUCUCCAAACCCAAGCCGAAAGCCAAAACCGCCGCCGUGGCCGCGAAACCCAAAGCUAAGCCGGCUGCAAAGGACAAGGCGGCCCCCCCUGCGAAGGCCAAUGCCGCGACAAAGAGGAAGGCGCCGGAAAGCAAGAAGGCUGAGAAGAAGCAGCCGGCCAAGGUGGCGAAGACCUCAACUAAGUCGACCCCCAAGAAGAAGGCUCCGGCUAAGGCUGUGAAGCCGAAAUCCAUCAAGUCGCCGGGGGCGAAGAAGGCUGCCUCGAAACGGGGGAAGAACGGUGAUUUUCGCUCCUCGGUUUAUCCCCCGCCUCCGGUGAGGUCGCCGGCCAUUCUUGCAAGGCCCAGCCGCGGGAGUUCGUCCGUCCAGUUGAAGGCUCGAUCUGUGCUGCCAUUCUCUUCUUGGAGACUGAUUUUGGCUUGGGAGAGCCCAUCUCGCGGGCCCGUGCGCCUCUAUUUCAUCCGGGCUGCAGGUCCUUCGGGCCAGGCGGCUCGAUUGCAGGACGUAGAUAAUGUGAAGGAGGUCAAUGUCGAGAAUCCACAGGAGGUUGUGGAGGAUUUUUCUGAGAACACUGAUCCACCUGAAGAAGUAAAAGUCGAAAAAGAACUGAAAGUGGACAACGGAGUCGAAAAAGAACUGAAAGUGGACAACGGUGAACGUGUUGUUGCUGAGGAAAAGAAAUGGCCUGGGUGGCCUGGAGAGAACGUGUUCCGACUGUUAGUUCCUGCUCAAAUAGUUGGUGGUGUCAUUGGACGCAAAGGGGAAACUAUUAAAAAAAUAUGCGAGGAGACAAAGGCUCGAAUUAAGAUUCUCGAAAGUGGCCCUGGCUCCAUGGAAAGAACUGUAAUGGUUUCUGCAAAGGAAGAGCCAACUCUUCAAAUUCCACCUGCUGUCGAUGGGCUUUUGAAGAUCCAUAAACACAUUAUCAGUCUAGAGUCAGACCCAGCCAAUGUACGAUCAGGUCAAAUUUGCACAAGGCUCCUGGUGGCAGCUUCCCAGGCUGGCAGUUUGAUUGGGAAGCAGGGUGCUACUGUAAAGUCUAUCGAAGAUGAUUCAAAUUGUAGCAUUCGUGUGCUUGGUGAAGGGAACUUGCCAGUAUUUGCUCUUCCAGAUGAUAGUGUAGUUGAGAUACAGGGAGAUCCUGCAGGUUUGCAAAAGGCAGUUGAACUAAUUGCUACACAUCUUAGGAGGUUUUUAGUGGAUCGAAGUGUGAUUGGAGUAUUUGAGAUGCAGAUGCAAAAUCCAAACUUUGGAGCAAACCAGAACUCACCCCCAUCAAAACCUUGGGGCCCUCCUCAGCCAGCUUUCCCGAUGAAUGCUGGUAGACACGGUUAUGGUCCCGAGCAUUCGUCUGUGGCGCCUUAUCCACGCCAAUAUGAUAAUUCUUUCCCUCCGGUAGACAUGCAGCCUCGUCGUCCUCCUGCUUAUGGUAUGGGCUUGCCAAUGGGAGGGGCCCAGACGAAUAAUGUGCAGCAGCCUCAAGCAAUGAUUACCAAGGUCACACAGAACAUGCAGAUUCCACUUUUAUAUGCUGAUGCUGUUAUUGGAAUUAAUGGUUCAAAUAUAAGUUACAUUCGUCGUGCUAGUGGUGCAACUAUCAUAGUGCAGGAAGCUAAAGGUGUUCCUGAUGAGAUGACUGUGGAAAUAAAUGGGUCUUCAUCACAAGUCCAAACCGCUCAACAGUUGAUACAGAAUUCGCUCGCCGAGGCCAUUAGCAGUGGGCAAAACCCUGGCGGAGGGCCGGCAAGAAGUCAAGCAUAUAAUAAUCAUAAUCCUUAUGCAUCGUCUCAUGGUCAGCUUGGCUACCAGCAAACUGGAGGAGACUAUAAUUAUGGUUAUUAG